AAACAGAUCUCUAUUUGCUGAAAGCAACACACAGUGAACAAGAAGUGUCCUGUCAAAGUCAGCGAUCUCUGUGGACUGGAGUUCUCCGACAGAUGCUGGAUUUAUGACAAGAGGGGCAUGAUUAACUGGAUACCACCUUGCUGUCAUCUUGGUACCCCAGGCUGCUGGUGGCUGUGCAGAAGAUCGGGUCCCUGGCUGAGGGUUAUGUGACUUUAUUCUCCGGUGGAUUCUCUUUUUUUUGAUCAAUUCUCCUUGUGAAGGAUCUAGAUCAGCGUUUGGCAAGCCGUGUACACACGGGGGAAGAGACGACCAUGGCACACGGGCGCUUCUGGGGCUUGGCACUGCUCUUAGUCCUGUUGCAGCAGGUCUCUAGCUCCGGGGUCUUCCAGCUGGAACUUCAUGAGUUUAUAAAUACCAAUGGGAUGCUGGAGAAUGGGGAGUCGUGUUUGCCUAACUGCCGGAUCUUCUUCAAGAUAUGCUUGAAACACUAUCAGACCGUGGUGUCCCCGGGAUCGUGCACUUUCGGCAGCGUUGUCACCCCAAUGCUCGGGUCCAAUUCGUUCAUCAUCGGGAACAUAGAAGGCUUCUCCAACCCCAUCAGGCUGCCUUUUAACUUCACAUGGCCGAAAACCUUUUCCCUUAUUAUUGAAGCUGUCCACAAACCUUCAGGUUUAAAUAAAAAGGACGUAUUGGUCAGCAAGUUUACGAUCCAGAAACCCCUUAAUGUUGGUGAAGAAUGGUCUGCAGACGAGAUGUCAGGAGUACACCAGACACAGCUCAGAUAUUCCUACAGAGUUGUCUGCAGUGAACAUUACUAUGGGGAAAGCUGUUCCAGGCUGUGCAAACCUAGGGAUGAUCGGUUUGGCCAUUAUGUCUGUGAAUCAGAUGGCAGCGUAUCGUGCCUCAAGGGAUGGAAAGGAGAAUAUUGCUCGAAACCAAUAUGUCUGGAUGGGUGCAGCGAGCAAAACGGUUUCUGCAACAGCCCUGGAGAAUGUUCAUGUCGCCCUGGCUGGCAAGGACGUUUCUGCAAUGAGUGCAUUCCCCACAAUGGCUGUAGACAUGGCACAUGUCAGAAUCCAUGGCAAUGCAUAUGUGAUGAAGGCUGGGGUGGUCUUUUCUGUGACCAAGAUUUAAACUACUGCACCCAUCAUAAACCCUGCAAAAAUGGAGCCACAUGCACGAACACAGGACAGGGCAGCUACACGUGUUCUUGUCGAGCUGGGUAUACUGGGGUGAACUGUGAAGAGAAGAUCAAUGAAUGUGAUAGUAACCCCUGCAGGAAUGGCGGCAGUUGCACAGACGUGGAUAGUGGCUAUGUCUGUGAAUGCCCACAAGGAUAUUAUGGAACCCACUGUGAACACAGUGUGCUAAAUUGUGCAGAUUCUCCAUGUUUUAAUGGUGGUACAUGUAGAGAACGAGAGAUGGGUGCCAGCUAUGCCUGCCAAUGUCCGCUUGGAUAUACAGGAUCCAACUGUGAAAAGAAAGAGGACAAAUGUACCAACAAUCCUUGUCUAAAUGGUGGUCAGUGUUAUGUGUUGGGUUACACUCAGCUGUGUCGCUGUCCUGCUGGAUACCGAGGCCCAACGUGUGCUAUUAACGUAAAUGACUGUGCAAAGAAUCCAUGCUCCAAUGGAGGUACCUGCUAUGGCUUGCUUGGUGACUAUGGCUGCAUUUGUUCCCCUGGAUUCACUGGGAAGAACUGUGAUGUGAAAUCCACAGACGAAUGUGCUGCGAACCCUUGUAAAAACGGGGGCUCAUGCCAUGUUGUGCCUUAUGAUAAAACCAUUGCUUGCGUCUGUCCUUUCGGGUUCAUGGGAAGCCACUGCGAAUUCCCGGCUCGAGAAUUUCCAUGGGUUGCCGUGUUCAUGGGUGCUGGUAUGGUGGGACUCCUCGUCUUAUUGUGUAUGAUCUUCAUCGUUGUGAGACAUUUCCGUCAGCAGCCAAAGCAGGACACAAAGACAAUGAACAAUUUAUCAGAUUUCCAAAAAGACAACCUGAUAUCAGCCUCGCAGUUAAAGAAUAUAAACAAAAAGAAGGACCUGGAAGUGGAUUUUAGUCUGGAUAAAUCAAAUUACAAGCUAAAAAACCAUACAUUAGACUGUAACAUAACCAAUGGACUCAUUGGUGUCAGCAAUGGAAUUUCAAAAGGAGACAAGUAUCACAAUAGUGAUAAAUGUUUAGAAGAAGAGAAAUACCCUCUUCGUUUACACAGUGAAAAGCCAGAGUGUAGAAUAUCAACGAUAUGUUCGCCAAGGGAUUCAAUGUACCAGUCAAUUUAUGUGAUAGCAGAUGAACUGAACGAAUGUGUGAUAGCUACAGAGGUGUAAACAUUAAGUUUAACAUUCAGAAAUGCAGCUGUCACAUUCUCUCAAAGGCCACAGAAUGGGGACAUGCCGUGUAGCCAUGUUUACAAUUCAGUAAUUCAGGACUGGAGGUGAUUCUGAUCACAUAUGUGCAACGUGCUGCUUUCAGAAAACUGAAUAAUCUGAGCUCAACGGAACAGACUGUGAAUUUGCAGGAGACGCAAAAGACUUUCCUCCUGGGCUCUUGACGUUUAGGAACUCAGUCAACAGAAUGUAACAAACUGGAUUAUACAAA
Messenger RNA from Nanorana parkeri, 2598 nucleotides. It is a transcript of the gene DLL4, whose product is annotated as delta like canonical Notch ligand 4. Gene Ontology annotation, molecular function: calcium ion binding. Gene Ontology annotation, cellular component: protein-containing complex; plasma membrane. Bases 312 to 2327 code for a protein of 671 amino acids. The record is from RefSeq and is a predicted model, not a curated record. The transcript has 11 exons. Gene Ontology annotation, biological process: cell communication; multicellular organism development; heterophilic cell-cell adhesion. NCBI's taxonomy places the organism in Eukaryota, Metazoa, Chordata, Amphibia, Anura, Dicroglossidae.